AAUUUUUAUAUAUUUACAUAUCAAACACCUAAUCAUUCUCAUUUACAUCUACAAGCAUAUUUGAGAUGCUUAACUUUGUUUUUUUAUCAAUGUCCUUACACAUUCCAACACAAAUUUUUCUAUAAAUAAAACUUAUGCCUUAACACUUAAUCUCAUAGUUCUAAAACAUCAAAUCAACUAACCAAACAAAAAUAAUAAUAAUAGCCUAGCCACAUGCAGAUCACCUCACAACGCUACAAAUAGCCACCGCCUCCCCUCCUCUUCUCCAUUACUCUCUGCUCCUCACCUUCAUUCUUUCCACAUGCAUUCUCUUCUCCUCUCCAUUGCUUCAGCUAACAUUCCUUCUCUCACUUAGAAGUCAUAGGCUAAAGAUGGAAAGAGAAGCGAAGGAGAUGGCAAACAGGAAGCAAGGCAGCAGUGGGGCAGCUGUGUCUCCAUGUGCGGCUUGCAAGCUUCUGAGGCGGCGAUGCGUGCAGGAUUGCAUAUUUGCACCUUACUUCCCCGCGGAUGAGCCGCAGAAGUUUGCCACGGUGCACAAGGUCUUCGGCGCCAGUAAUGUCAGCAAGCUCCUGCAGGAGCUGUCAGUGGUGCAGCGUAGCGACGCCGUGAGCAGUCUGGUUUACGAAGCGAAUGCACGUGUGAGAGAUCCCGUCUAUGGUUGUGUUGCUUCCAUCUCGUCGCUCCAGCGCCAGAUUAACCUCCUUCACGCACAACUCGCCCUCGCACAGGCUGAGAUAGUCCACCUCCACCUUCAACAUGCUGCCUUGUUCGCCUGCUCUUCCACUGUCGCCAUGACUCCGCUCUGCAAUGAUGCCACAGCCUCAACUAACACAUCACAGUCGGUAAUUGAGAACGCAAACAUUAAUGAAAAAACACUCUUCAGCAUUGAAAUGCUCCUUGAUCAUCCCAAUAUUGGUCUCCCCAUGUGGUCUUGUUAGCUAUUUUCUUCCUUUGUCUGAUAUUUCUAUGUUAGCUUCUCCAACUUAUAAAUAUGUAGUAGAAUAAGUAUGUCUUAUGUAGUCCGUGGAUUUCUCUAACCAUUUAUGGCAUGUAAAUUUCUGCUUGUUAUUCCAAUUUCAGAAGCAUUCACAUGUAAUUUUUAUCCAUGUCCG
Messenger RNA from Phalaenopsis equestris, 1112 nucleotides. Its product is annotated as LOB domain-containing protein 4. The coding region runs from base 372 to 938 and encodes 188 amino acids. The transcript has 2 exons. The record is from RefSeq and is a predicted model, not a curated record. NCBI's taxonomy places the organism in Eukaryota, Viridiplantae, Streptophyta, Magnoliopsida, Asparagales, Orchidaceae.